AUGGUAUUUGCACGCCGUUCAAUCUUCCGUGCUGCGACUGCAGCUCAGUCCUUCCGCGCCGCUCCAAUUGUCCGCCAGUCUGCCCAGCUUCUCAGUCGCCGAUUCAAGUCUACUGGCGGCAGCUAUGAACACGGGUCUACAUCCAGCGACUUACCUUGGUUGGCGGCCUCUGCUGCUGUGACCGUUCCAAUGGUCUUUUAUCUCUGGCCUUCCGGUUCAGAUGGACAUCACGACGCUCACGGGGACGCGCACGGGGACGCUCACGGGGACGCGCACGGGGACGCUCACGGGGACGCUCACGGGGACGAACACGCGGAAAGGGACGGCGAGGUAGAGGAGGCUUCCGAGGAGAAGCCCGCUGAGCCUUCCUCUGAGACGGCGCCAGAAAAGGAGGAGACGGGAGUUGAGGAGAAGGGAGCUGAGGAAAAGGGCGAGGACAAGGCGGAUAAGAAGGAAGAGUCCGAGGAGAAAAAGGAAGAUCCAGAGGAGAAAACAGAGCCCAAUGAGGAAGACAAGGACGAGAAGCCCAAGGACGAUGACACCAAGGAAAACGAUGACGACAAGAAAGAUGACUUUAAGGAGGGUGCUGGAAAGAGUGAGGACAAUGAGCGCGAGUCCAAGAACUAA
Penicillium verrucosum is the source of this 627-nucleotide messenger RNA. RefSeq lists its product as uncharacterized. Bases 1 to 627 code for a protein of 208 amino acids. NCBI's taxonomy places the organism in Eukaryota, Fungi, Ascomycota, Eurotiomycetes, Eurotiales, Aspergillaceae. The transcript has 2 exons. The record is from RefSeq and is a predicted model, not a curated record.